AUGCAGCUUCCAGAAGAUUGCAUUGAAGAAAUUUUAGAAUAUCUUGAAGAUGAUAUAAUAACUUUACAUUCAUGUUCUUUGGUUAGUCGAACAUUAUGUAAAAUAGCAAUUCCAAUUUUGUGGCGACAACCUUUUCGUUAUAAACGUCACAACCCUUCUUCAGCCUUAAUAGAAACAUAUUGGAAUUUUCUUAAAAAAGAGUAUGUGACAUCCGAAGAUAAGAUGAUCUUGUCAGAUUUUGGUAUAGAAAUAUCACAACAACAAUUAAAACAAAAAAAGGAGGAAAUAUUUAAUUAUCCAUCAUUCAUUAAAAGACUUAAUUCUCGAGAUUUAUAUGAUUUCUCUCUUAUAUGGUUUAUAAGUUCUAAAACUUUAGUCAAACCACUUACACCAGAACCAAUGAUAACUAUUGCUAGAUGUUUAUUUAAUACCUUUAUUGCUAGAGGUGCAAAAUUUGAAUAUUUGUUUUGGGAAACUGAAUUAAUUGUAUUUGGAUGUUUUGUUAAAUACGGACAUGAACAAACAUUUAAUAAUGCAGCAAUCGCAUGUCAUGAAAUAGAUACAUUAAUUAUUGGAAUUCGUAUGAAUGAAAAUUAUUCAGGUAAAGAAGAAAAAUUGGAAUCAUUAAAUAAAUUAAUUAAUGCACAAAAUAAAUUACGAGAAUUUAUUUUUGCGGAAUAUCCAGGAUGUACUUGGGAUACUUUAACCAGAUUAAGAGAAGUUGAUAUUUCUUUAGAUAGUCAAAUUGAUACAUUAACAUCUAUUGAAUUUAAUAAUGUUGAUUUUAGUUUUUGGAAACCUUUAGAAUUUGUAAUAAGAUUAAUAAAUUUAGAAAAUUUGAUAUUUAAGAACUGUCGAAAUUUAGAAAUUGUAUUAGAACCAUUUAAAUUUAGUUCAUUUAAAAAACUUAAAAAAUUAGUUAUGAUUGGAUAUGAAGGAAGUAAUAAUAUUCCUUUAGAAUUAUUAAAUAAUUUAAUUGGUCAAACAAGUGAAACAUUAAAUCAUCUUUCAAUAGUUAUGAAUUCGGAAUUAACCAGAGUAGUGACAUCCGCCAUACAAAAAUAUCAUCCAGAAUUAAUAGAAUUAUUUAUAAAACUUGAUCAAUCACAUUUCUUUAUUCUCCAUAAAACCCGUCCAUUUUAUAAUCUGAUAAAAUUAAAAAAAUUAGUUAUAAGUAGUUUGGGAAAUUUAAAAGUUAUGACUGAUGAACUUUUACCACAAUUAGGAAGAAGUUUACCUCCAAAUUUAUUACAUUUAGAAAUUCAAGCUCCAUGGAAAUUUAGUAUAAAAUCAUUAAAAAAAUUUUUGGAUAAUAAUCAAGCACCAAUAAAAAUAUUCGAUAUUAGACAUUGUAAAGAUUUACAAGAUGAACAUAUAAUUCUUAUUUUAAAUCGAUUAAAAAAUACUUUAGAGAAAUUAAUUAUUUCUGAUGAAUGUAUGAAUCCACAAUUUUAUGGUAGAGUGGAUUCUCUACGUUAUAGAUGGGAAUAA
This is a messenger RNA of Diversispora eburnea, 1491 nucleotides long. NCBI's taxonomy places the organism in Eukaryota, Fungi, Glomeromycota, Glomeromycetes, Diversisporales, Diversisporaceae. The record is from the annotation of a GenBank genome assembly.